AAAUAGAGAAACUAGUGUACUUUCUGUUUAGAGGUCAUCAACACAAAUUGUUUUGUAUAAUAUCCGAGUAAGUGUCAAGAUUUAGCAAUAUCAUAAAUAUGAUAUCGAGUGAAACGUCAAGACUUCUUAAUUCAGAUUAGUAGAUACCAGAAAAUGGGAAAUAGCGAAAGUGCCAGACUAAAAGAUGAAGAACAGAAGCUACAGCGGUAUAUCAAGAAUACUAUAAAAUGCAUUGAAACUCACAGACACGGCGUCUUCGGUAUCGCACACACUGUAGAGACCCAGCAUGCACUCUUUGAAUUACUGUCUAGUAAAAUUAGUGGUAUUGCAAGUGUAAAUGAAACUGAUACAAAAGUAGACAGUGAUGGUGAACCAAUUGAUGUAACAUGUUGCCAUUGUACAAGUGCAUGGCAAGAGAGUACAAAACGACUUCUUGGGAGUGUUCAGUCAUCUUUACGAUGCCAAAGUAAAGCCUUGCAAUCUUCAUUCAUAAACUUAAAUGGCUGCGUGCAUAAAAUCUUAGAUUACUACAGAGUAGAUGUUGGUACAUCUGUUGACAAGGACAUCGACAAAUUUUGGAUUGACUAUGAAAAUUCACCGAAGGUUGAUUAUCAAACAGCAUGCACUGAUUUAGAAAAUGAAAACAAAAGUUUGAAGAAAAUAAUUCAAAAGAUCAGUGUUGAACUUAACGAGGUCACAGCUCGGAACGAGAAGCAUCUAGAAGAAAGAGAGAAAUCAUUACGAAAAACACAAAAUGAAAAUGAGAUCCUGAGGGAACAAAAAGUCUUAGUGGAAGAAAAAGUUGCAGAAUUAAAAGCAAACGUGCAGUCCAUGAAAAGUGUUAUUGAAACACUUAAUGCAGAUAAAGUUGCUCUAGAACGACAAGCAAAUACCAUGAAGCAAACAAUUCCAGUUCAGUUGUACCACAGUCUAAAAGGAGGCACACUGCCUAACUUGUUAGAUGAAUUAAAGAAGUUAUUGGUUACCCAAAUGGAAGUGGAAAGACAUAAAAUACAAUUUGUUCUAUGCCAGACCGAGAAAGAUGUAAAUCCAGCAAUACCUGUUUUGGUAUUCUGCAUUAAUGCUUCUAGACUUGGAACAGAUGCUGCCACAGCAUUACACAAUUUGAAAGUGUCGUCAAAGGUGUCUGUGUUAAUUUUCCAUCACAAAGACAUCCAUGCAUUACCAAACCAGUCCAGUAAACGGGUCUUGACUGGACCCGAGUUUAAAGCCCUUGGUGGUAUAUUUGAUAUUGCUUUUCUGUCGGAAAAAGGAAUAUAUCCGUGUGACAUGAACCAAACUGCCGCAGUUGGCAUCGAAAGUUUUCUGAGGACACAGAGCUAAAUAGAAAUCAAAAGCAGUCAGAGAACGUACAAAACAAACAUUUUGAUAAAGAAUGUAAAAGCUGUCAGACUUCAGCGUCAUAUAUUGUUCCUUUAUUGGCAUCUUAUUUAUAAAAAAAUACAUAUGUUCUAACAUAGAUGUCGUAAAAUGAAUACACUAGCUUACAUUUGUUUCAUUGUAUUGACAAACACUUCAAUUUCAAAAACUUAACUUUUAUUAUUGAAGCUAUUACCAUAAUAGUUUCUCAAAGUCUCUGUCGUCGAGUAUAACUUCCUGCCAAAAUAUUCAUGUUUACUUUUAAUGAAAGGACAAUAGUAAGAUUAUUAUUAUUAUUAACAUCUGAAGAAUUGAAAGGAAAUUGCAUAAAUAUGAAUAAACAUUA
Molecule: messenger RNA, 1726 nt
Organism: Mercenaria mercenaria
Lineage: Eukaryota; Metazoa; Mollusca; Bivalvia; Venerida; Veneridae
Exons: 7
Coding region: 154-1344 (396 amino acids)
Source: RefSeq, a predicted model, not a curated record